Messenger RNA from Lotus japonicus, 1311 nucleotides. RefSeq names its product plant intracellular Ras-group-related LRR protein 7. The transcript has 9 exons. NCBI's taxonomy places the organism in Eukaryota, Viridiplantae, Streptophyta, Magnoliopsida, Fabales, Fabaceae. Bases 157 to 942 code for a protein of 261 amino acids. Gene Ontology annotation, molecular function: protein binding. The record is from RefSeq and is a predicted model, not a curated record.
AGGCGAGCACUACGUCAUGAGUGGUUGUUGGUUACGACCAAAAACGAAGAAAAACGCGGUUUUCUUUUCCUUCCUCACUGUGACUCCUCCUCCUUCUGCAAAAACCUCAAUCCAUUUCGCGAUUUCAAUCAACCAUUUUGGUAUUGGAACGCAGGAAUGGGUUGUUUCGCCAGCAAAAACGCUGACACCAAAGCCAGUAGAACCGCGCGGUGGCGAUCCACCGGCAUUGUUGCUCUGCGCGAUUCCAAAUUGAAGACAUUUCCAGAUGAAAUUCUUGAUUUAGACAGAUCAGUACGCACCCUUGACUUAACACAUAAUCGAAUAGUUGACAUUCCCCUGGAAAUUAGCAAAUUAGUUAAUGUGCAGCGCCUGGUAUUAGCAGACAACCUCAUUGAGAGACUGCCAGUGAAUUUGGGGAAACUCCAAUCUCUAAAACUCGUGAACCUUGAUGGAAAUCGAAUUACGUCCUUGCCAGAUGAAUUGGGCCAGUUAGUAAGGCUUGAACGCUUAUCGAUCUCAGGGAAUUUGUUGACAUCCUUGCCAGAAACUAUUGGCAGUUUGAGAAAUUUGUUGAUUUUAAACGUGUCAAAUAACAAGUUAAAGUCUCUUCCAGAAUCCGUUGGGAGUUGCUUCUCUUUGGAAGAACUACAAGCUGAUGAUAAUCUUAUUGAAGAUCUUCCCUCUUCUGUGUGCAAUCUCUCCCACUUGAAGUCACUUUCCUUAGAUAACAAUAAAGUGAAGCAGAUUCCUCCGAAUCUAUUGAAGGACUGCAAAACUCUUCAGAACAUAUCACUGCAUGGAAAUCCUAUAUCAAUGGAUCAAUUUCAACAGAUGGAUGGGUUUCAAGAGUUUGAAGGGAGGAGGAGAAAGAAGUUUGACAAACAGAUUGAUUCAAAUGUGAUGAUCAGUUCCAAAGGUCUUGAUGAGGGCGUCGAUCUAUGAAGUUGUCUCAGGCUUGUUGAGACCACUCGCAAUGUGGAUUUUUCAGUUAUAUAGUUGGAUGAGCAUUGGAGAUAUAUCAUGGAAUACGGUUUUAUCCAUGCCCUUUAUUUCGCAUCUGAAAUUAGUGUAUGGAGAUGCCAGUGUCACAUUGUAUAUGAUUCCUACUGUUUUACCCCUGCCCAAGUUUGCCUGAAAAUAUGCUGGCUUGUAGAUGGAGCUAUUAUCCAGCACUCUUCUAAAUAUUUCAUAUACGAGUUUUGGAGCCAUUGUGUUGAAAAUAUAAGGGGUCAUGUAUCUACACAGCUGUAAAUUAAGACAACUUUAUGUUAUAUGGAAGGCACUGCAUUCUUUGCCCUUUUAUCAUGUCAA